AUGAACAAGACCAAGGAAGUCAUCUCCAACUUCAUGUCCAAGUCUGGACAUCACGACACAACCGUUCAUGAGAGUGUCAACCCGGCAGUGCAACAUGAGACCGUCCGGCCUUCGCAGCAUGAGGAAAUCAACACUGCCAUUGACAAGGAAAUCCAUCAGGAUCAUUACCACCAUACCGUCCAACCGAUCCAAGAGCGUGAGGUCCUUUCGGAACAGCACCACCACAAUCUCGGCCAGACAGAGCACCGACAGCUCGACCACCGGGAUGAAGCCAAAACCCGGGCAGCCCUCGAUGCCGAGUCUGCCAAGUUUGCGGACCAGUCUCGACGGAUGGAGACUACUCAGACGCAGAGCCAUGCUCCCGUAGUCCAGGGCGAACACGUUCACCAUCAUGUCCACGAGACCUAUCAGCCCGUCAUCCACAAGGAAACGGUCGAGCCGCACGUGGUGCACACGACGGUGCCGAUCCACGAGACGCACCACAACGUGGCCCAGCACCACGCCACCUCGACGCUGCCGGCCAUCAGCAUGUCCGAGUUUCAGCAGCACGGCGGCACCCGCGCGGGCGGCCAGCACGACCACCACCGCUUCGAGGGCGUGCCCGACACUUCGGAUGCCUCCUUUUCCGGCAGCAACAAGGGCUUCCGCAACAUCUUGUCGUCGGGCCACACGGCCUCGGGCAACAUGGGCAGCAGCGCUACUACCGGCACUCGUGGAGUCGCGGGCAACAUGGGCACCCAGGGCGGCGCCCAGUCUGCCGCCGCCACGGCUGCUGCCACUGCUGCCAUGGAGGGCGCGACUUACCAAAAGGGACAUACUCGCGCUGAUUCAGGAAAGGACUUGGAUGACAUGGAUCCAGCCACGGCCAAGAAGGGUGUUCCGACUAGAAACAUUGGUUCUGUAUUUGACAAGGUGAAUGCGGGUCGUUGA
Messenger RNA from Pestalotiopsis fici W106-1, 930 nucleotides. RefSeq lists its product as uncharacterized. The record is from RefSeq and is a predicted model, not a curated record. The transcript is spliced from 3 exons. Lineage: Eukaryota; Fungi; Ascomycota; Sordariomycetes; Amphisphaeriales; Sporocadaceae. The coding region runs from base 1 to 930 and encodes 309 amino acids.